UCGGCUCAACUCGGAGAACCCUCUUGCAGCUGCUCAGAGAGCCGAGGGUAGGACCGAGACAUUGUACCGAGCCAAUGAGGAUUUCUUGUCCGCUACUGUCCUGCGCUUCUCGGCCCCGGUGUCUGGCAGCCAGCCGCGCACGGCGCGUAAAUGCGAGCACUUUAGAUGUUGAGAUUCAGCCCUUGUCAGACAUCGUGGUAGCGAAUCGAUUUCUUCGUAGCUCCGCUGAGCGGAUGGAGUGAAUUGUGCAAAAGGGGGGAGAGACAGACCACAGUUUGGGUGCGUGUGAUGAUAGGAGACACAAUGACGCUCUUGUCUCUUCUGGGUCGGAUCAUGCGCUAUUUUCUCCUCAGGCCGGAGACAUUGUUUCUGUUGUGCAUAAGCCUGGCGCUGUGGAGCUAUUUCUUCCACACGGACGAGGUGAAAACCAUCGUCAAGUCCAGCCGGGAUGCCGUGAAGAUGGUGAAGGGGAAAGUGGCGGAGAUGAUGCAGAAUGACCGGCUGGGAGGCCUCAGUGUCCUGGACGCGGAGUUCUCCAAAACCUGGGAGUUCAAGAACAACAACGUAGCCGUAUACUCCAUACAGGGGAGGAGAGAUCACAUGGAGGACCGCUUCGAGGUGCUCACCGACAUCGCCAACAAGAGUCACCCGUCCAUUUUCGGGAUAUUUGACGGCCACGGUGGAGAGGCUGCAGCUGACUAUGUGAAGGCCCACCUGCCAGAGUCCCUGAAGCAGCAGCUGCAGGCCUUUGAGAGAGAGAAGAGAGAGAGCGCUCUCUCUUACACCAGCAUCCUGGAGCAGCGCAUCCUGGCUGUGGACCGCGAGAUGCUGGACAAGCUCUCUGCCAACCACGAUGAAGCAGGAACGACGUGUCUAGUAGCGCUGCUGUCAGACAGAGAACUCACAGUGGCCAACGUUGGGGACUCUCGUGGCGUGCUGUGCGACAAAGACGGGAACGCUGUUGCGCUGUCACACGAUCACAAACCAUAUCAGCUCAAAGAACGCAAGAGGAUCAAGAGGGCAGGAGGUUUCAUCAGUUUUAAUGGCUCCUGGAGAGUGCAGGGAAUCCUGGCAAUGUCCCGCUCUCUAGGGGACUACCCGCUGAAAAACCUCAACGUAGUCAUCCCUGACCCUGAUAUCAUGACCUUUGACCUGGACAAACUGCAGCCAGAGUUCAUGAUCCUGGCUUCUGAUGGCCUGUGGGACGCCUUCAGUAACGAGGAGGCCGUUCGGUUCGUCCGCGAGCGUCUGGAUGAGCCUCACUUUGGUGCCAAGAGCAUCGUCCUCCAGUCCUUCUACCGUGGAUGCCCCGACAACAUUACUGUAAUGGUGGUUAAGUUCAAAAGUGGAGCAGGGGGGAGCAGCAAGGCAGGGGAUUAGGUCAUGUCUAGAGCUCACAUUGUGAUCAAUGUUUUCUAUGAUUUUCCCCAUCUUCUGGAUGGAGCGGGCAAAUACAAUAUCGCAGGAGGGCUGAGAGAAUAUGAAGUAUAGACACUGAGAACUGUGCUUUUGACAAGUGUACACACACAUACAGACACAUACAUGCAAACACUUGUGAAAAUUAGGUCUUGUUUCGUUUACUAGAUUUCUGAUUGAGAUAAGGGCAUGUAAACCCAUGUAGACCCAAUAACCAUCUGCCAACUUAACGAUGAAUACAUUAAAAUACAGGUGUUCUCCGACAGUGGAGACCCAUAAACGCAGGACAGACAGACACCACACAGGGGAUUUCUCUUAACCAGCACACUUUAGACUGUGAUUGAUUUACUACUGUUUACUGUACAUGCACAUGAAUGGUACAGCUCCACUGGAGGCUUCUUCAGAGGAGGCUUCAACUAGUGCCUACUCAAGAGUUACUGUGCACCUACAGGAAGCUGCCGAAAAUGUGUUUGCAAAGACCCCCCUGCUUGCUGCAUUUUCACGAUGCUCUCACAUAAAGUAUGUAAUGUGUAGUUUGGAGACCUGGAAAAAAUAGUCAAAAUCAAAAAGAUUCCAGUGGAACAAUACCCUUUAUUUAACUGGAAGUGAUGCUACACCCAAAAUCUAACUUUUGAGUAUCAAACACUCAUCCCAUGUAGACAUCAGAGGUAGCUGUUAAUCAACUGUAGUUUCAUCCUCCAGCUGCUUUCAGCCUCAAUUCAUGCUGGUUACAAUGGAAUCUAAAAGCCAGUAGUCACCACGGUGGAAAAACGUAGCAUAACUACGGAGUUAAACAGCAGCAUCUCUGAUUGGCCAGCUGGAGUCUGACCAAUCACAGCUUCUACUACUGCUCUGUGGCUUAGAUUUCAUUUAAUUUUGAGGUGUCACACCCCGUACAAGUCUUAAAAUUAAAGGUACCUUUGAGUUAAGGCGGUCAUGAACUGGAAACUUUAAAUGUUGAAUCAGGAGACUAAUGAAUUGUGAGAUAAAAUAAGAAAGACAGUAACAUAAGUAACUGGAAUAACAAAAAGUUACAUUUAACAGCCUUAAAAGUGAUUUUGGUUUUCCAUUUUAAAAUAUAAUUAGUAUUAUUAUUACUAUUCAACGUUCAAAGAAGGAAUAAGAAAAUAGAAUUUGUAAUUGGAAAAAUGUAGUGAUCCCUCCAUAUGCUCAGUAUGUUUGUCCAUAUUUUAGCCAAAAUAUGCACAACAUCUGCAACCAAUUAAAAGUAUAACUCCUGUUUCUUUGUACGCUUUUGGAUAGUUGGCAGUCUUAAGUAUGGAUGUAACCAUUCUCUGGAAGCCAACCAGUAAACUGCGUACGGAAUUUAGACCAAUGAAUGAGCAGUAAGUGUGUUUCUCAAUGAAUGAGCUACGACAGAAUGGUCUGAGGCGUUUCUGUGUACGUUAUCAACUUUUUUUUUACCCACUCUGAAGAGUGAUCAUCGAAAUUAUUUGUCACUGUCAUCCAAACUGGCACAGCCAAUCUUGACUUUGAAGGUUGAAAGUGCAAAUUUUCGGAGCAACCUUUCAGGUCUGCAGGAGACGAGUGGUACUUAAAUUCGACAUUUUGGGUGGAAUGCCACUUAAACAUGCAACACACACAUAUGAACACACACAGAGUUCUAAAAAAAAAAAAAUGCACUUUUCAGAUAUUUAUUUUUUGGAAUGAUGAAUACUUACUACAUAUCAGCCAAUGUAAACACUGUAUAUCCUCAGUAAUACAAGAGGGUUUUAAUGUAUGCAGAACCUGAUUUAAUUCUUGAUCUUCCCCUCUUGGUAACGCAAUUUUAUGACGCUUACACAAACUGUUUCAUCAGAGUGAUUUUACACCAUCUGUAUCAGGGCAUGUGCUUUGGCGUGUCCAUGUUCAUGAACAAAGUACACAGAGUAUGUAUCCCUGGAUGCCGUUGGCUGCCUUUGACCUGGGAAGCACACAAAACAGGAGGUACAGAAAGACUUCCACGCCCCCCGCUGCCAUGAGAAAAAGCCGACUAAAAGAUGACACAUCAUGAACUAUACAGCAGUAUGCAGAAUGCUAGUAGCUAGAAAUAUGAUAUGCUCCUGAAGCAAUACAACCGGUCUCAUCGACAGCUACCGCCUGUCAAGGAGAGUUACAGUAAACCAUACUUGAUUUACUAAUGUUUUUAAGUUCAGCUACUUCUUUACCACUGUGUACCAUGACCUUGACAUCAGUUGGAAGAAGCCUUUUUUUAAUUUAACAGUUUACCUAAUGCCUUAUUUAUUGUUGAGUUUUCAGAUGUGUCUGGCGGAUUGCCAAAUGACUAUAUUCUGUAUAUUCAGUUUUUGUUUUUUUGUUUGUUUUUUCUGUCCUUCUGUACUUGAGCAGAAGUUUACAAUAAAACAGAGACCCGUCACUUUAAUUUGAGAGGCAGUCCGUGAUUCACACUUUAAUUUGAUGCUCGAUGUAAAAAAAAAAAAAGUGUACAGACUUU
Xiphias gladius (swordfish) is the source of this 3871-nucleotide messenger RNA. It is a transcript of the gene ppm1la, whose product is annotated as protein phosphatase, Mg2+/Mn2+ dependent, 1La. The record is from RefSeq and is a predicted model, not a curated record. Gene Ontology annotation, biological process: negative regulation of canonical NF-kappaB signal transduction; protein dephosphorylation; positive regulation of canonical Wnt signaling pathway. Lineage: Eukaryota; Metazoa; Chordata; Actinopteri; Istiophoriformes; Xiphiidae. Gene Ontology annotation, molecular function: protein serine/threonine phosphatase activity; cation binding. The coding region runs from base 289 to 1380 and encodes 363 amino acids. The transcript has 4 exons. Gene Ontology annotation, cellular component: nucleus; cytosol.